This is a messenger RNA of Sordaria macrospora k-hell, 1032 nucleotides long. RefSeq lists its product as uncharacterized. The record is from RefSeq and is a predicted model, not a curated record. Lineage: Eukaryota; Fungi; Ascomycota; Sordariomycetes; Sordariales; Sordariaceae.
AUGGCUUCAUCUAUCUCACGAGCGUUCACGACCCGGCGGAUCAAGCAAUUUUCCCAGUCGUCCGAGCCCGACCACCCGAUCCAGCCAAGAAGCAACCUCCAGAAAGUGUCGAUGGCCAACUUGCGCCAUAAGAUCUCGGCCCCUGUCAAGCUCAUCCACACCACCAACGUGCUGGCAUACAAUGCGCCAGAUCUUUACCCCCAGUCUGCUACUUCAACCAAGUCAUCAUUCCUCAAGUCCGACGACGACCUGUCCGACAGCGCAAAUACUCAAGCUUCAUCUCCUCCCACCAGCCCGGAUAUCGACCAGGCCCCGGAUCGCUGCCUGUCUCCAGAGCCGAAUCACCUCUCAUGCUACUUCACAACUGAGAACUCGACGACAUCUCCAGUUGCCACUCACAAGCCAUCACCGUUGACCGAGGCCCCUUUCGUCCCCUCGCGCGCGCCUUCCCACACCAAGAAGUCCUACGAUUCGCGAGUACGUGAGCAGUCAGUCGCAGGAAGGAGCUCGGUACAGUCGCAGCGCACAAUUUCGACGAAAGCAAGCUUCAAUUUCUCCCAGUCGCGAUCAAGGAGCACCUCGGUGUCAUCAGUCAGCACCCCGGCAUCUCCUUCAUCCUACCAAAAGAAGCGGCCUCAAAUCUCGGUCCCUCCCACCGUCAGCCAAUACUCGGUUCCCUCUGCUACAGCUUCGCCCGCUUCACCGCCGAGGCAAAGGUCCCAACGACAAGCCGAGAUCGUCGAGUCGCCAGCUCGCAGCCACAGGGCAGAGUUCUCGCAGUCUCACCACCCAUUCGGACAGGAAUUGGCCCAGGUGACCGAGAUCGCCGAGGAGUAUGGUGUGAAGGAAAAGCUGAACGAGUUUGCGGUGGAGGAGCAGGAGAUGGCGGCUAUGGGACUGUGCAGGUUCAGCGCCGAUGAUUACCUGAAGGAGAUCAAGGGGUUCUUCGUCACUUUCUAUGACGUCGAGCCUAUCGAGCCUGUCACCCCGGUGGCUGCCUCAGCUGCGGCUCCGGCUACUGCGUGGAUAUGA